Messenger RNA from Schistocerca serialis cubense, 378 nucleotides. RefSeq names its product hepatoma-derived growth factor-like. Gene Ontology annotation, biological process: regulation of transcription by RNA polymerase II. Gene Ontology annotation, molecular function: double-stranded DNA binding; transcription coregulator activity. Lineage: Eukaryota; Metazoa; Arthropoda; Insecta; Orthoptera; Acrididae. Bases 1 to 378 code for a protein of 125 amino acids. Gene Ontology annotation, cellular component: nucleus. The record is from RefSeq and is a predicted model, not a curated record. The transcript has a single exon.
AUGAAAACCUUUCAUCCAGGAGACAAGGUUUUUGCGAAAGUUCGCGGACGUCCACUGUGGCCUGCAAGAGUGGAAAAUGUAGUAGCGUCAACUCCCAAUAAUGUAAAAUACAAUGUUUUCUUUUAUGGUACUGCAGAGACUACUGUUUGUAAAGUUGAAGAUCUGCUUUUGUAUUAUGAAAACAGAGAAAAAUAUGGAAAACCAAUAAAGCGCAAAGGUUUUACCCAGGCUUUAGCACAGAUUCAGAGAAGAGAACCUCCACCUCCAAAUAUGCCAGGUAGUAUUCCAACUACACAACGUGCAGAUGGUGAAAGUGAAGGUGAAGGAGAUUUGGUCGUUGAUGAAGCACCGAGAACUUCUAUUCAAAGCCAUCAGUGA